Messenger RNA from Rotaria sp. Silwood2, 1824 nucleotides. The record is from the annotation of a GenBank genome assembly. NCBI's taxonomy places the organism in Eukaryota, Metazoa, Rotifera, Eurotatoria, Philodinida, Philodinidae.
AUGCAUCAAGUCAACGACCAGAACGUAAGUUUGUUAAUGUUGGCCUCUUUGAAUGGAUAUGAUGCGGUUGUACGUGUCUUACUUCAUUAUUGUCCUACCCAAAUCAACCAAACUGAACUGAAAGGAAAUGUACAAAGCAUUAAUGGAGACUUAAUACAUAAUGCAACAGCUUUGUGGUGUGCUCUUGAUCGAGCGCAUUUUACAGUUGCACAAAAUUUGAUUAGUCUGGGUAAAGCGAAUGUCAAAAAUGGUCCAACUCAUUCACUUUUAAUUGAUGCUAUCAUUAGAAAUAGAUUCGACAUCGUUCGUUUUCUGAUUGAGAAUGGUUAUGCCGACGUCAAUGAAACAACGAUCAGGGGUCUCAACAAGAAUAGCGGUCUCUUGAUAGCUGCUGCCCAUGACAAUACAGAAAUUAUGGCCUAUCUCAUAGAAAAAGGUGCCAGCAUUGAUUAUAUAACGACUUACCACAGAAACACACCACUUUCUACUGCUGUUAUAAAAAGACAUCUAGCAUCAGUAAAAUUAUUAUGUAAGGCGGGAGCCUCUACUAGUGUGAAAAAUCGUUAUGGACAAACUCCACUGACAUUAGCAGCAGAGAGUGGUCGAUUAGAUAUAAUGAACGCUUUACUCGAGUAUAAUCAUGACGAAACUAUUUUUGAUGAUCUUGAAUUAUUUGCUGCUUCCUAUUUAGCCUUCGACAAUUUUAUUGGACCCCACGAAUCUGAGAAGAUGCUGAAUAUUUUACGGCAAUCAAUACAAAGCCGUCUACUAUUUAACAUACCGAAAAACGUUGCUGAACCUAUUGCUGCUUAUGAUUUUUAUAAAGAAUGUCAAUCCAUCGAUGAAUUGAACCAGAUUGAACAUGAUAAUAAUCGGUUAUACAUUGAAGCUUUGCUUAUUCGAGAACGAAUUCUCAAGCCUAGAAAAAGUUUAUCAUUGUUUACGCCUUUACUUGAUCGAGUAAUCUUACUUGUUGAAAAGAAGGAGUUCGAUCGUGGAUUACAUCUUGCAUUUCAUACAUUUCAUCUUUAUCAACAAAUGAGACUUGAUACAAAUCUCCAUCGUUUUGUCUGGAUUUUCUGCAGGAUACUUACCGCAAACGUACCUUUUCCAGUUGAUCAUUUUUUGAAAGCAUGCAAUCUGAUCUUUGAGCCAUCACAGCAAAAGCCAGGUGAUGCGAAUUUAAACAAUGCAUUAUUUUUGGUGAUCAUUGCUUCAAAGGUUCUCAAGCAAACAACAUUGAGCAAUACAGAUCGUCGUUCUAUUGUUGAAUGGAUCCGACAGCUAUGUUGUCAACGACGUACAACACCAAGAGGACAAACUUUAUUACAUCUGAGUGUUGAUCCGCAAACAAACCACAAUAUAACUUACCGGCAAGUGGACAUCAGACCUAUCAUUGUUUUUCCUAAUUUGGCUGCUACAAAGCUUCUGCUUACGUAUGGAAAACAAUGGGUUGAUGUGAACGCCACAGAUGCAAUUCUAGAUGACACUGCUUUACAUCUGGUUUCCCGUAGUUCGAAACAAGAUACAAAUGCGGACUCAUUGACAAUCAUCAAAGUUCUACUUAAUGAAGGAGCCCAUGUUGAUUGCAUGAAUGAAAAUGGUCAAACACCAUUAGCUGUAGCUAAGCAAAGUCAAAUUCAAAAUCUUUUACAAUCAAAACAGAGUCCUCCACGAUUAAAAUGCCUCUGUACACGUUUAGUUGUUGAUCAAAAACUAGACUAUGAACGUUUAUGGCCAGUACAGACACACUUGUACAGUUUCAUAUUGUUACACGAUUACUUGAGACGUAAAAUUUCAAUUUCACAAAUCGAUUCAAACUAG